This is a messenger RNA of Protopolystoma xenopodis, 726 nucleotides long. Lineage: Eukaryota; Metazoa; Platyhelminthes; Monogenea; Polystomatidea; Polystomatidae. The record is from the annotation of a GenBank genome assembly.
AUGAGCAUUGCAUGUACGCAAGACACAUGCAAUGGAAUGCAAUCACGAACGAUAACACGGCAGGAUCAAAAUAUAGAUGAUUUAGGGGAAGAUGCAGCUGUUUGUUCACAUUUGUAUUGGCUAUUAGAAUCAACUACGUUGCUUCUAUUCACAAGUGGUAGGUUCGAAACUACCACUUCCUCUUUUGAGUUUAGAUGGCAAUGCGAAGUGAUUCGCCUAGAGCUGGAAAGUUUGGAGCGGAAGAAAGCAGGUGUACUUCAAGAGUUAUCUAUUCUCGAGGAACGCAAACGACGUUGCCAACAUCAACAAUCGUCAUUUGAGCAGAUGACUCACUGUGUCCCUUUUCAUGGAAAUGCGACGAAGUCAGUAAGGCAAGCUAAGGAAGAAGGCGACAAGUAUGCUGGGGAAAGAGGAAUAGAAGACAAGAUAGCAGUAAUGGAAAUGAAUAAGAGGAAAAUGGAAGAAGAAUCCGGUACCAAAAAUGACAAUGACUCAACUAGUUGGCAUGAGAAUGAUAAAAGAGCUGGCAGUAACUUACGAAAAGGAGCAGAAGUUACGAAAGAUGGAUCAGAAAGACAAUUCCAAAUAGCAAUUGAUGAAGUAAAUGAAAGAGAGCAAGAGACGUCACUGAGUCCACUAGAAGAUAAGGGCGGCGAACGACAUCAGACUAUAUCAAUUGCUUGGAGAGAGCUUUCCGUUUCCGUUUCUGUUAUGCGUUGCGACUAA